GCGACCUGCCCAGUUGUAUGCGUAUGUAGUUGUCACUCGUUUGUUAAGGCAUUGCUACACCAUCAGCCUAAUUAAUGUUAUGACAAUCUGAAGUGAGUGAUUUUGUGUGUGACCGAUGAAACGGAACUUAGCAUAAUUAUUUGCCAAUCUCAGAAUUCACUGGAAAACAACAUUUCAGCUUCAGUUCGUUUAGUGACAUGCGGAGCUGUUAGCCUGCUUGGGUCAUCACUACAGGGAGGAGAUUUGAUUUUUAAGUGUCAUGGGUUCAGGUUCAUCAACAACAACAACAACGACUGCAGUGGAGACUAACGGAAAACCAGCAAAAGGGCGGACUGGAAAUGUGACGAAUACAGACACAGAUAUAGGACGAAAUGGAAGAACUCAAGUAGUUAAACAGUUGUAUGCACCGCCAGGGGCACCGGCAAUUUAUCAUGGAACAGUUCGUCCGAGACCAAACUUCGACGCCUUGAAAGAAGCUGAGAAUCUUAAUAUAGCCAUGCAAGGCUCAGGAACAAAAGACAAUCUACUGAUCGAUGUGUUGACAUCAUGUGACAGAAAUCAGAGAGAACUUAUUGCGCAGGCGUACGAACAGAAGUACAACAAGAAUUGUUUGAAAGAACUGAAGUCUGAGCUAAGUGGUGAUUAUAGUGACGUAGUGGAGAAAUUAAUGGAAAAUGCAGCUGAGUAUGACGCGUGGCUCCUUCACGAAACGCUUGAUGGACUUGGUACCGAUGACGAUGGUCUCAUUGAAGUUUUGAGUUUCAGAAAUAAGGAACAGAUCGAGUCGAUUCAACGUGAAUAUCUUAACAGAUUUCAGAGACAUUUAUCUGACGAUAUCAAGGGAGAUACAAGCGGAAACUUCGAGAAAUUAUGCCUCAAACUAAUGCAGGGUAAGAGAGAUGAGCCACAUGUAUUAGUGACGUCAUUUGCUGAGGCAGACGCUAAGAUGCUGUAUCAGGAAGGGGAAGACAGGAUUGGAACUUGGGACGAUCUAUUUAUAGAUGUAUUCACUUCCAGAAGUUGGGAUCAGUUAGGAGCUCUCUGUGACGCAUAUAAAAAGCUUUAUGGUAAAACAAUUGAAGAAGCUUUAGAAAGUGAAUUCUCUGGUGAUAUCCUUUUUGGACUCAAGAAGCUAGUCGCCUUUGCAAGAGACAGAGCUGAUUAUUUUGCAACUAAGUUGUAUAGUUGUCUGAGUGGAUUAGGAACUGAUGACGAAACACUGCAGAGGAUUAUUAUAAGUCAUUGCGAGACCGACAUGCUUGAAGUCAAGGAGGCAUUUAAGAAUAAGUUUGGUAAGACUUUGGGCAACAUGAUUCGGGAUGACUGCUCCGGAAACUACAAGACGAUACUUCUAGCUUUAAUCAACUAAGUCGAAAUUAUUGUGCAACAAAAAACAACUUCAUUAUUAUAUAGGAUUUGAGGACAGUUCUUUUCAGAACUGAGAAGUCUCCCGAACCUCCGAUAAACCUGCUCCGCUGUGGUAGUAGAAUAAAGAACGACAGUUCUCUAAAGAACAACUCUACACCUGGCAAUUAGAUACAAACAUGGUGUGGCGGCAAACCAAAUUAAUUUCAUUUAUUAUAAUCAUUCAAUUGUCUUUAAAGACUUCCGUUGUCGAACUGAAGUGAACUGUCGUGAAAUAUUUUUGUUAUCGACUAUCUGUCAAUACUUUCGUUACACAAUCAACUAUCAAAUGAAAUCUUUCGUUAUCAAUUUACUGUCCUGAAAUACUUUCGUUAAUGAGUUCAAUAAUCUAUAGUUUGACAAGUAAUCAACUAUCAAAUGAAAUGCUUUUGUUAUCGAUUAACUCUCAAUACUUUCGUUAUUGAGUUCAAUAAUCUAUAGUUUGACAAACAAUCAACUAUCAAAUGAAAUACUUGUGUUGUCAUUUAACUAUGAAAUACUUUCUUUAUGGAGUUAAAUAAUAAUAAUCAAACAAUUAAAACUAUCAUAAUAAAUAAUUUUGUUAUCGAUUAACUGUCAUGAAAUACUUUGGUUGUCGAGUCUUGUUAUCUGUAAUUUUGUCUUCUGAAUGUGUUGUAAUCCUCUUUUGCACUAAGUAACAAUUUUUGGAUCUUCUUUUUCGACAUUAAAGUGACAUCAACUAACAAGUUUAAAUUAACUUUACACUGUAUACACAUUUAUGUACAUAAAGUUCUAAACUAAUUAAACAGACUCAAUACUUUUAAGCGUUUGAUGUGUUUCGUCAUUAUUUGUUUAAUGAUUCAAAUUCUGUUUGCAAAUGUGUAGAAAAAUAGUGCUAGUCGAGCAGGUUCGUCAAGUUGUGGACUUAUCACGUGUUAGUCCAGCAGUUUUUAUAAAAACUUAGUAAAGUAGUUGUAAAUAAAUCACAAGUGAUAAGUUAAGCUGUUUUGUUGAAUUUAGGCUAAAAAUAAAUAAUGAUAAUGAUAAUGAUAAUGAUAAUGAUAAUGAUAA
This is a messenger RNA of Asterias rubens (European starfish), 2436 nucleotides long. Its product is annotated as annexin A13-like. Gene Ontology annotation, molecular function: calcium ion binding; calcium-dependent phospholipid binding. Gene Ontology annotation, cellular component: cytoplasm. The transcript has 12 exons. NCBI's taxonomy places the organism in Eukaryota, Metazoa, Echinodermata, Asteroidea, Forcipulatida, Asteriidae. The record is from RefSeq and is a predicted model, not a curated record. The coding region runs from base 260 to 1369 and encodes 369 amino acids.